Messenger RNA from Oncorhynchus masou masou (cherry salmon), 4940 nucleotides. RefSeq names its product titin-like. Lineage: Eukaryota; Metazoa; Chordata; Actinopteri; Salmoniformes; Salmonidae. Bases 1 to 3495 code for a protein of 1164 amino acids. The transcript has a single exon. The record is from RefSeq and is a predicted model, not a curated record. Gene Ontology annotation, molecular function: protein kinase activity.
AUGAUUGAAAAAGACACAGAGAUGUCUGAGGACGAUGGCAGUUCCCAUCCUAUGAAACACAAAUUCACAUUCUCCUAUGAUCCGAGUGAUGCCGCUAAGGUAGUCAGUAAAUCUGAGAACAUAAGCUCUUCAGAAGGCCAAACCAGUAAGGUUGAAAGCAGUUCUGAUGUGUACUUCCAACCAGCUGUUGCUAUUGCUGGAUCUUCUGAGGUAGAAGCAGCCAUGGCUGGUGAAUGGGAACAAUAUAUACUAUCUGGAAAUUCAGAAGAUUUGAGGCAGUCCCCUCUGAGUGAUACUGGUGAUAUUACUGACCAGGCAUUGAUGCUGACUUUGGACAGAACUUUAGAUUCUCACAGCCUUAAAAAGACUGUUCCAAAAGUAACUAAACCAAAGCAAAGUGUUUCAAAAGAAGCACCUACUGUUACUGGGUGUGGUCGGCAAUCAUCUGCUGCAGUAGUCGAAACGUCACAUAUUAAGCAGGCCUUUGAGACACCUGUGUUGUCAGAGGCACCUGCAUUGUCAGAUACCACUGUUCAUGAAGUGAAAAAGUCCACAGAGUCAUAUUUCCCUGAGGAUAUCCCAGAAGUAUCAAUCCAUCCCGAACAGGAUGAUAUGUCAUUGGUAACUAAUGUUGUGGAAGGUACUCCACUGCAGGCCAAACAAGACACUAUAUUAGUAGAAGGUAGUUUUACACACAUUUCGAGAGUAAGGUCCAUUUCCCCCAAAAGUGGACCAGAGGUUGUCUUACUAGAAGGUAGUAAUACACAAAUUUCGACCAAAGCGAAGACAGUCUCUCCAAAAAGUGCCCCUGAGCAUGGCCAGACCAUGUCUACUACACAGGAGGAGGACAAGGAAAUCUGUAUGAUUUCAGGAGAAACUGUUGAGGAAGCUGGCGUAAUUGACACCCAUGGUGACCUAAAACACUUUGUUCCCCUCUCAAGUGGAGCAGAGGUGCAGGAGUCACCAAAACUGGUCAGACCUGAGGCAGUUAAGGCAGUAAGGACUAGCCCUUCUCCAGAAAGUAUAGGACCUGGUGUGAUAGAUGAAAGUAUGAAAGAGGACAGUGAAAGUGCAUUUGUUAGUACUGGCAGUAGCUCCAUUCCUUGUGAGAAAGUCCCAGUGUCGGAGACCCCAGAUGAUGUUUCAGCGUCAGUCGGUAAUGAGGUUGUAAAGCCAAAAAGAUUCUCUGGCUCAUUUGCUGCUCCAGAAGUUCAGAGAUUGGACACUGAGUCUUCUGAUCGCGAGGACAUGACUCAUAUGAAUGAAAAUAUGUCUAUCUUUGAACGCUCAAAGGGUAGUGCAUUUGUCAGUGUUAGUGGGGCACGUAGUGAAAUUGUUAGUGAAAAAACUGCAGAGGUAAACGAGGAACAUGCUGAUGCUGAGAGUGGUGAGCCUUCAGAGGUUUCAAAAUCAGUGAUUAUUAAGUUCAAAGAAGAUGGUUUUACAGAUGAUCUUGCUGCACAAGGCUCACAACAGCAAGCAGAGGCUAAACCAGACAGUGCUUAUCUAAGUAUGGCUGACAGUCAAGGUGCGACAGGUUUAACCUCACUUGAAGAGGAGGCAGUGACCUUCAGUACUGUUUAUGACUACUACAACCCACCAACUGAGUGGGGCAGACCCUUAUCACCAGAGUCGGAGAUGUCCAUUGAGUGUGGUAGCACAUUUAGUGAGGAAUUAACAGAAAUCGAGCGGUUCUAUACGCCAGCUUCUUCAACUGAAAUUUCGCAGCUCCCGAAAUCUCCCGAAUCUUUCCACACUCCUGAAACUGAAACUCCAGCAGGUUAUAUGACCCCUAAUGAGUAUGCCUUCUCUCCUCUUGAACAUAAAAGAACAUCUACUGACUUCAGUGAGAGGUUAUUUUCUCCUGCUAAGUUCUUGAGGUCACCCGAUGAUGAGGGCAUUGAGACAACUCCCCCUGCAUUUAGCUUAGAGGAAGGAAUCUUCCUCUCAGAGCGUGCCCUUGGCCUUGGAGGACUACAGGAAAAAGUCCAGGGAAUCCCUCCGGCUUUCCUCAAACCUCUCACCAAAAGGAGAGUUUUUGAACAAGAUUCGUUAUCGUUUUACGCUGAGGUAUUUGGGUUGCCUUCACCUGAAGUGAAGUGGUUUAGAAACAAAACCCAGCUUGUUGCAGAAGAAAGAAUUACAAUGGAUAGAGAUGGUGACAAUAUCACACUUUUUAUUCAAAACAUUACGAAAGCUGAUCAAGGUGAAUAUAUUUGCGAAGCUGUUAACUAUGUAGGAGAGGCAAAAAGCGUUGCACUAGUUGUAGUUAUAUCCAACGAGGCCAGAUAUAUGCCCCCACCACCAGCAGUCACCCACCAGCAUGUGAUGGAGUUUGAUGUUGAAGAAGAUGAUGACUCAUCGAGGUCUUGCUCCCCUCAGGAGAUUCUAUUAGAGGUGGAGCUGGAUGAAAAUGAGGUUAAAGAGUUUGAGAGACAGGUGAAGAUAAUUACCGUCCCAGAAUACACAGCUGACAAUAAAAGUAUGAUAAUAUCACUCGAUGUUCUCCCGAGUAUGUACGAGGAGAGUGGAGUUGACUUUGUAACGCAAGAAAGGGAUGAUUUGAAAAUAGCUUUUGAGGUUACAGAAAUGCCACCACGCUUCAUCAACCCAAUUUGUGAUAUAGAAACCCCCGAAAAUACAACUGUAAUGUUUGAGUGUUCUCUGAUGGGAAUUCCCUCUCCCAUAGUAUCAUGGUUUAAAGGUAACAAAAAGAUCCCUCAUGAUAACAAGAAAUACUUGUACUCAUCUGAUGGAGACAAUCAUUUCCUAAAGAUCAGGAAAGCCAACGCUCAUGAUAGUGGAAUAUACACCUGCAGGGCCAUCAAUGUGGUUGGGGAAACUCUUUGCAGGGCAUCUCUUCUUGUGUUGAAUCCUAAAAGCUUUAUAGGGAAAACAAGAGGAAGAGAAUUGACAGCUGUGUCUCUUGGUAGUGCUAAAGUUCAGCCUCAAAAGUUUGACUUGGUUGUUGGGAAUGAGUUUGACGGUGAGCAGGCAUCAGAAAUAGAGCUGGAAUUUGAAUUUGAGCAGGAAGCUGAUGAAUCACAAAAGGCUGUUAGACUCGUAGCCAUGACAGACAAUGAGAUGAGCGAGCAGGGAGAGAAAUAUGUCAGUAUAAAUUUUGAUGUUUUCGCAGAGCCCGCCAAAGAUGAUAAAAUAGAAUUCAAAGGAAAGUCAUCGGAAUUGUGUAGUUUCCAGUUUCAAAUGACUGAAACUCCACCAAAAUGCAUUGUUCCUUUGACAAACGUCACUGCAGCAGUAGGAACUCCAGUGGUCCUCCAGUGUUUAGUUAAUGGUAAACCUCAUCCCACUGCUGAAUGGUACAAAGACGGGGAUCCAGUGAAAGAAACUAGGUACAUGAUCCAAGAGAAAGCAUCUGGACAUUUUAAUUUGAUCAUAACAAAUGUCACUAAAAAUGAUGCUGGAGAGUACAAGUGUCUCAUCCAAAAUAAAUCUGGAUAUACUGAAACAACUGCUUUGUUGAAAGUGUUCUAAUCUCUUCGUGCAAUUUGUUUUCAUGAGGAUGUUGAACUCAAUUAAGCAAUUGUAUGUUCGAAAAGUAGCUUUUGUUAAUUAUUCUGAGAUACACGCGAAAGGUUUUCUGAAAUUAGGUGUAGAUCUUAUUUACUGUGUAUAGUGUGUAAUUACUUCACACAUAAGAGUAAUUAUAAAUGUUAUAUAAUCAUGUUUGGUAUGUUUGAAUGUUGAAUGUUUGCGUUUUAAAAUAGUAAAACAAAAGUUAAUGCUUAUAGUUUUAUUUAGCGUGACAACGUGUAUGAAUACUUACCACCCAUGUGUAAUCAAAACAUUGUUAUCAAGACAUUCGUGUUAGGCCCAAAAUGUCCAAUGUUUUAAUAUUUCAAAUUAAUCAUAUAAUUGAAUAUAUAGUCAUACAUAAUAUAACAAAUACAAAACACUCUGGGGCUCAUCUAAUUGAUCACUGGGGAUUUCUCAGACCCAGAUCAAGCGAACUCCUGAAAGAAAAAGCAUGCUCAAUGGAGAACUGGGGAUCCAAUUCCCAGUGUGGAGUGUUGAAGUUGGAAUUUACAUUGAAUCGAAUCAAUCAAAUCAAAUUUAUUUAUAUAGCCCUUCGUGCAUCAGCUGAUAUCUCAAAGUGCUGUACAGAAACCCAGCCUAAAACCCCAAACAGCAAGCAAUGCAGGUGUAGAAGCACAUUAGGGUAAACAGCAUGACUGUCCGCCCCAGCACCUUUGUUAUAGUUUUUAUUUUGUGGCCGAAAUGGAGGUGAGGUGUGUAAAGCAGUGUGGUAAAAACAAUAGUUAUAGGUCACAUUCUGCUGUUCUAUCGCGUGUGCACUGAUGUCAGGAAAAACAGUGGCCGUUGUUUUCAGUAACGUUGUUGUUGUAAUAUCCCAAACGGAUGUGGCUGUUUCACCAUUAAGGGUUCCAGCUUUAAGAAGUGCAUGUAAAAUUAUCAAUUAUCAAUGCAACCAUGAUAGUUCCAUCUUAACAUGAUGCUGUACAAUAAGUGAUGUGCAGAAUUUAAACAUUUUCUUUGUGAAUGAGUUUCUGAUAAAAUUUUGUUUCUUUUGGUUAAUGAUUUAAAAAAAUAUAUAUAUUGUACACAAAAAAAUGCAAUAUCGAACACAAUUUUAAUCUAAUAUUGAAUGUACUAUUGUAGAGUUUAUUUUUUCAUUAGGACUACAGUGGCAAAGUACAUCCAUUCAAAAUAAAGCCUUGGGUUGGCUGUAAAAUUACAUUUUUAAAAAGGAUAUGUUCAUUAUAUACAUUAUAUGUGCUGUAAAUAUGUGUUUCAGUGUAUGUUUGAGGCAAUUGUAUUCUUAAUGAAUACUGUAUAUUUGGGCUUAUAAAAGAUUUACCAAUUUGACUGAUCUCAAAAAAGUAUGACAGAGUAUUCAUUUGGAAAUGGGGGUAAUUGAAAUUCAUGAUUUGUUUGUACAUAAAUCACUUCAGUUUGUC